Molecule: messenger RNA, 1513 nt
Organism: Coturnix japonica (Japanese quail)
Lineage: Eukaryota; Metazoa; Chordata; Aves; Galliformes; Phasianidae
Source: RefSeq, a predicted model, not a curated record
AUGCCCGCGUUAACACCACCCACCCCGCCCAACCCCAACAAGGCAUACUUCGAGGAGGACCUGUACUUUGGGCCUCGCAAAAUCACGGCCCUACUAAAAGGCCCAGCUACGCUUUUAGGCCCUACCGUCGGGGGCACUACUUCAGGCUUCUACCUAAAGGACACUACCGCCUACUUCGGGGCCUACGAAAAGGCGUACUUUGGGCCUACUAAGGGCCUACGAAAGGCUACUGCGCCAUACUCAGAAGGCCUACUAAAGGCCUACUUUCUAGGCCUACUAAAGGCCUACGUUGGGCCUACUUCAGGCCUCCUGCCUACUUUGGGCCUACUUUGGACCUACUUUGGGUCUACUUUGGGCCUACUUCGGGCCUACUUUGGGCCUACUUUGGGCCUACUUUGGGUCUACUUUGGACCUACUUUGGGUGUACUUUGGGCCUACUUCAGGCCUACUUUGGGCCUACUUUGGGCCUACUUCGGGCCUACUUCGGGCCUACUUUGGGCCUACAUCCUGCCCCCUUUAACCCCCCUUAUCCCCCCCCAUAGCCUAAACGAGGCCUCCUUCCAGCCGUCCCCGUCGGCGCUGUGCGGCCCCCCGCUCCCGUCUCCUCCGCCAUCUUACCUGCGCGGCGACUUCUCCCCCUCGGCUCGGUUCUUCGUCACCGUGGCGGUUCUGGCCUUCCUCUAUUCGGCCGCCGCCAUCGUGGCCUACCUGGGAUGGAUGCACAGAUACAGGGCCGGGGGGGGGGCCUGGGCGCUGUCCAUGGUGCUGAAAUGGCGCUGCUCUCCAGUGGGAUCAUGCUGCUCCCCAACCCCCACUUUGGGUCCCUACAACCCAUUUAGAGCCCCCCAACCCCAUUUUAGGACCCCCCCAAACCCCCAUUUCCCCCCAUAUUUCCCCCCCCAGGACCUGGCCGUGACGGCUUUGCUGGCGUUCCUCUGGCUGUGCAGCUCUUCGGCGUGGGGCAAAGCCUUGACUGACAUCCACAGCUCCGUGGGGUCCCCCCUGCCCCAUUGCAGCCCCCCCAACGUCACCUGCGUCCCCGGGGACGUCACCUCCAUGAGAUCCCUCAGCGUCUCCGUGAUUUUAGGGUUCCUGAACCUGAUCCUAUGGGUCGGCGGCUGCUGGUUCGUCUAUAAGGAGACCCCGUUCCAUCGCCCCCCAUCUGCCGGCCCCACAACCGCCCCCGGUGCCAUAUAAACCCCCCCCCCAGCCCCAUAAGUGUGGGGCAGCCCCACUCCGUGACCCCAAAUGGGGGCACCGCUGUCAGCACUGCCUUCUUUUGUAUCCUAUGGGGUGAUUUGGGGUCGCUGUGGGGUGGGGGCUGCUAUGGGGCAGAGAUGCUAUGGGGCAGAGUGGCUAUGGGGUCAGGUUGCUAUGGGGUGAGGGAUGCUAUGGGGUGAGGGCUGUUAUGGGGUCAGGUUGCUAUGGGGUCGGGCUGCUAUGGGGUUGGGUCUGCUAUGGGGUCAGGCUGCUAUGGGGCAGAGCUGCUAUGGGGCAGAGCUAUGGGGUGGGG